CGCGUCACCUCAUCGAUGGAUUGAUUUCGCGGCUACGCUUUGGCUUAUCUCGAGAGAGAGACUGAGGGGUGGAACGAUCGGAACCGAAGAAGCUGAGGGAUUAUCGUCGUCCAUCAGCGACGCAUGGAAACAAAUCCGAACCCCGAUCUCGAACUGGUUCACGUCGCCAUCCAGAGACUCCUCGAGGAUAAGAAGGAGGAGGAGGAGGAGGAGCAAAAGAGGAAGCGACCACCACAAGCCUCCGGCGAUCUAGUCUCUUUCGACGGCGAUGGCGACGGCGACGGCGACCACCUCCUCCUCUCGAAACUGCUCUCUCAGGUGGAAUCAUUGAAAGCGAGUCGCGCGAUCAAGAAACCCGAGGCAUCGGCCGAUACAGGGGUUGCGGUCAACGAAGUCAAGGCGAAGAGUGAUGCCACGGUCGGGGCGGCUGAACCUGAAGCCGAGGAGGGAAAGGGAGGUGGCCAAAUGGAGGCCACGCCGGAGGAGAUAGUGAGGGAGCUAAGGAAGGUGAAGAGGCAGAACACGGUGACGCACUGGCUUCUCUCGGCCAUGAUCGUGCUCACCCUCGCUUGGCAACUCUCGGAGGUGUCCCUCAUUCUGAAGGUGAGAGAAGGCCUGAGCCAUCCGUUCAGGUCCAUCGGGAGCACGAUCACCGACUUCUUCAAAGGCCCAGCUGUGAAAGGCCGAGAUGACAUGGACAAGGACGCCGACCGGAGGCAGAGCGAGACGAUCGGAAUCCCUCCGCUCCAAAUGCCAGAGGUUCCGCAUUUCGACGUGCCCGAUCUGAUUCCAAACGGUGAAAAUCAUUCCCCUGCAAGUGUCUGAACUAUAGGGUUAUCUGGAAAAUGUUCCCUUGAUUUUUGUCAUUUGAGGUUGCUACGCUUCCAACUCAGUUUGAGGUUGCUAUGCUUGAUCAGCGUCUUAGUACGAAAGCCAGCCAGCCAGCCAGGCAGCUGCAAAUUGAUGAAAAAGUCUACCUGUCGUGUGAUUUUGUGGCCACUUUUGGCAUAUGAGCUUGAAUGCAUUAGAUAUGCUGGAGCUUUUAAC
Messenger RNA from Rhodamnia argentea, 1047 nucleotides. RefSeq lists its product as uncharacterized. The record is from RefSeq and is a predicted model, not a curated record. Bases 124 to 825 code for a protein of 233 amino acids. The transcript is spliced from 2 exons. NCBI's taxonomy places the organism in Eukaryota, Viridiplantae, Streptophyta, Magnoliopsida, Myrtales, Myrtaceae.